Pestalotiopsis fici W106-1 is the source of this 966-nucleotide messenger RNA. RefSeq lists its product as uncharacterized. The record is from RefSeq and is a predicted model, not a curated record. The transcript has 3 exons. Bases 1 to 966 code for a protein of 321 amino acids. NCBI's taxonomy places the organism in Eukaryota, Fungi, Ascomycota, Sordariomycetes, Amphisphaeriales, Sporocadaceae. Gene Ontology annotation, cellular component: extracellular region.
AUGAAGUCAUCCAUUUUCUUUGCCGCCACCGGCGCCAUGAUGGCCAUGGCCACUCCUCUUGACAAGCGUGUCAUUGUCGAGACCGAGGUUGUCGUCGAGUACACAACCCAGACUGUCACGGCUGGCUCUGAGCCUACUCCUGCCGCUGCCAACGCCGCUUUCGUCAAGGGCGACAAGCAGAAGGAGCAGCCUGCUGUGGUCUACACCACCACCACUGAGGCCGCCCCUACGCCCGAGGUCGUCUAUGUUACCGAGACCUACACCUACGGACAGGCUGCCGCCGAGACCACUGUCGAGACCCCGACGACGACCCAGGCUGCCGUUGUUAUUCAGGAGACCACCGAGGCUGCUGCCACAACCGAGGCUGCCCCUACGACCGAGGCUGCCGCCACCACCUAUGUUGCUGCUGCCACUAGUAGUGCUGAGGAGGCAGCUGCCUCGCCCUCUGACAUGGCCAGCACUGCUCUGUACGCCCACAACCUGCACCGUGCCAACCACUCGGCCCCCUCAAUGGAGUGGCUCGACGAGAUUGCCACCUAUGCCGAGUCCACCGCCAACACCUGCAAGUUUGCCCACGACAUGACUCAAGGAUCUGGAAACUAUGGCCAGAACAUUGCCAUGUGGGCCACCUCUGACAACGCUGAGGCUCUUGGUGCUGCUGGUGCCAUUGGUAUGGCUAGCCACGACAUGUGGUACAACGGUGAAGUCGGCCUUUUCCUGCCUUCUUACUACGGCGAGGCCACUCCCGACAUGUCCAACUUCGAGGCUUGGGGUCACUUCUCCCAGCUCGUCUGGAAGGACUCCACCCAGCUCGGCUGCUACGCCAAGCUCUGCGCAAAGGGCACCAUGUACACUGACAUGGACGCCUGGUACAUGGUCUGCAACUACAGACCUGCUGGCAAUGUCGGUGGUAGCUACGGCGACAACAUCCUUACCUCCCUGGGUGAGGCCACUGUCACCAACUAA